AUGCCAUGCCUUCCACUCCACACAGAUCACCGGGUCAUCAACCCGCUCAUCCCGGACCCACCCAUCUCACCAGCCCCAUCCACACCGGUCACCAACCACCUACGCGAAGUGCCCCUAUCCCAUCACCCGUCACCUCAUCUUCAUCUCCACCACCACGUCGGCACAGCCACCAUUUCCACUGUUCACCGCUCCCUCCCCUCUCUACCACACCUACGCACGCCCCCAUCCAACCCCAGUCAACCACCUACCACCCUACUCCCUCCUACCGACCACGGCAGCCCAUUCCACCGUCACCACCCUACUUACGGAAGCCUCCCAUUCCACCCGUCCCACACCCGCUACGGCAGCCCCCAUAACUCAAUCACCCACGACCCUCUCUACGCGCAAGCCCUUACCUCACACCGCACUUACAACACUGCGCAACAGUCUCUCCAUCCAACCGUUCACCUCACUCAUCACCUCCCCACUGCAGCCUCAUUCACACUCCAUCCACCACGACAGCCAUUCAUCACCGUCACUCCAGACCACCACGGCAGCCCCAUCCACCGUCACCACCUCUCAUACCAACCUCACCACCUCACGGCAGCCCCAAACUCCCUACUCAACCACCCAACCUCUCUACCUAGAAUCCUAUCCACCGUCACCCUGCAUACCCCCACCGGAAGCCCCCAUCCACCGCUCACCACUUACCGACCACUCACCGGCACGCCCCACUUCUUCACCGUGUCACCUCACCUAAACACCGGCACCCCAUCACCCGUUCACCACCUCUCCACUCUCUCACGCGGACAGCCCGCCCACCCACGUCACCCACCCAACCCACGGAAGCUCCCCCCACACACUACCCAUCCCACCGUGCUCACUCCACCCAUGGCUCUCAUCCCUCUCCCUUCAUCACCACCUCACGCGCAGCACCUCGAUUCUCAAACUCACUACCGGUCACCCAUCCACUAA
Messenger RNA from Penaeus vannamei (Pacific white shrimp), 954 nucleotides. NCBI's taxonomy places the organism in Eukaryota, Metazoa, Arthropoda, Malacostraca, Decapoda, Penaeidae. The record is from RefSeq and is a predicted model, not a curated record.